GUCACAACAGGAAGAACCAACACCCCAGACACUUCAACUACGCACUUUUCUCUGAGACACUUUGGACUCUUUGGAUCUGCUCAGUUGUGAGGUCUUCUUGAGCCGUAGAAAAUAUUGUCUGUAUUGUCGGCUCCUCCUGUGGGUCUGAGAUCACAUGAACCUGGACUGAGCAUGGAUCAGAGAGGACGGAGCCCCUCCCUCUAAAAAAGCUCACAGACCUGCUCCUGGGGCCAUGGCCGUCUCACUCAAGAGUGAUCACUCUAUAGGACGAUAUGUUGAUUUUAAAAGACACCAUGGUCCAGAUGGGCUUCAUGCGUCGGCUCCUCCUGAGGGUCUGAGAUCACAUGAACCUGGACUGAGCAUGGAUCAGAGAGAGACCAGAGAGGACGGAGCCCCUCCCUCUAAAAAAGCUCACAGACCUGCUCCUGGGGCCAUGGCCGUCUCACUCAAGAGUGAUCACUCUAUAGGACGAUAUGUUGAUUUUAAAAGACUCCAUGGUCCAGAGAUCCACCAGAAACAUCCUCCGUCUGAACCUGGUCCCAUCUGUGAGUCCCUCAGGAGUGACAGGUCUAUGAGACAGCCACUUAAUUUUUCCACAGAGCCAGUGGAGCAGCAGGGUCCAGAGGUCUCCAGUGGUCAGCACCAUCAGACACAGCUGGACUCCAUAUUUAAGCUUCUGGAGGAGGACAUCUUCACUUUUGUCCAGAAGGAGCUGAAGAAGCUCCACAAGGUUCUGAGUACAGAUUACCCAGAAUGCUUAGAGCCUGUGAAGGAUGAGGAUGAAGAGCAGAGGAGCAGCAGUGAGGCUGUUCUGAAGAUCACACUGAACUUCCUGAGGAGGAUGAAGCAGAAGGAGCUGGCUGAGCGUCUGUGGAGCAGGAGUUAUUCUGGAGUUUGUCAGCGUAAACUGAAGUCUAACCUGAAGCAGAAGUUUGAGUGUGUGUUUGAGGGCAUCGCUAAAGCAGGAAACCCCACCCUUCUGAAUCAGAUCUACACAGAGCUCUACAUCACAGAGGGAGGGUCUUCAGAGGUCAACCAGGAACAUGAGGUCAGACACAUGGAAACAGCCUCCAGGAAACCAGACCCAGCAGAGACACCCAUCACAUGUGAAGACAUGUUUAAAGGCCCAGCUCACACACAUGGACCAAUCAGAACAGUGCUGACAAAGGGAGUGGCUGGCAUCGGGAAAACAGUGCUCACUCAGAAGUUCAGUCUGGACUGGGCUGAAGGCAAAGCCAACCAGGACAUACAGCUGCUGUUCCCGUUCACUUUCAGAGCACUCAAUGUGCUGAAGGAGAGAAGCUUCAGCUUGGUGACACUUGUUCAUCACUUCUUUAGUCAAACACAAACACAACUCUGCAGCUUUGAAGACCUCCAGGUGCUCUUCAUCUUUGACGGUCUGGACGAGUGCAGACUUCCUCUGGACUUCACCAAAACCAAGGCCCUGACCGACCCCACAGAGUCCACCUCACUGCACGUGCUGCUGGUAAACCUCAUCAGGGGGAGCCUGCUUCCCUCCGCUCGCCUCUGGAUAACCACACGACCUGCAGCAGCCAAUCAGAUCCCUGCUGAGUGCGUCUCCAUGGUGACAGAGGUCAGAGGGUUCACUGACCCACAGAAGGAGCAGUACUUCAGGAAGAGAUUCACUGAUGAGGCCGACACAAUCAUCUCCCACAUCAAGACGUCCAGAAGCCUCCACAUCAUGUGCUACAUGCCAAUCUUCUGCUGGAUCGCUGCCACAGUCCUGGAGCAUGUGUUGAAAAGCAGAGAGAGAGACGAGCUGCCCAAGACCCUGACUCAGAUGUACAUCCACUUCCUGGUGGUUCAGGCCAAAGUCAAGAACAUCAAGUAUGAAGGAGGAUCUGAGACAGACCCACACUGGAGUCUAAAGACCAGGAAGAUGGUGAAGUCUCUGGGAAAACUGGCCUUUGAGCAGCUGCAGAGAGGAAACCUGAUCUUCUACGAGUGUGACCUGAGGGAGUGUGGGCUGGACGCUGCAGCAGCCUCAGUGUACUCUGGAGUGUUCACACAGGUCUUUAGAGAGGAGCCAGGUCUGUACCAGGACAAGGUCUACUGCUUCAUCCAUCUGAGUGUGCAGGAGUUUCUGGCUGCUCUUCACGUGCGUCAGACCUUCAUCAACACUGGGAUCAACCUCCUCUCAGAGAACCAAACUUCACUGACAGGUAGCAGCAAAUCAAUCCAGUUUUACCAAACAGCUGUGGAACAGGCCUUGCAGAGUCCAAAUGGACACCUGGACCUGCUCCUCCGCUUCCUCCUGGGUCUUUCACUGCCGACCAAUCAGAGCCUUCUACAAGGUCUGCUGAAACAGACAGGAAAAGGCUCCCGGACCCAUCAGAAAACAGCUGAGUACAUCAAGGAGAAGCUGAGUGAGGAUGUGUCUGCAGAGAGGAGCAUCAACCUGCUCCACUGUCUGAAUGAACUGAAUGAUCGUUCUCUGGUGGAGCAGAUCCAACGGUACCUGAGUUCAGGACGUCUGUCUGAAGGUGGACUGUCUCCUGCUCAGUGCUCAGCUCUGGCCUUCAUCUUACUGUCAUCAGAAGAAGCUCUGGACCAGUUUGAGCUGAAGAAAUACUCUGCUUCAGAGAAGGCUCUUUUGAAACUGCUGCCAGUGGUCAAGGCCUCCAACAAAGCUCUACUGAGCGGCUGUGACCUGUCAGAGAGAAGCUGUGAAGCUCUGUCCUCAGUCCUCAGCUCCCAGUCCUCUAGUCUGACAGUCCUGGAUCUCAGUCACAACGACUUGAAGGACUCAGGGCUGGAGAUGUUGUCUGUUGGUCUGAAGAGUCCUCACUGUAAAGUGGAACAGCUCAGUCUGUCCCUCUGUGGACUGUCCCCUCACAGCUGUGGGCCUCUGGCCUCAGUCCUCAGCUCCUCCAGUCUCACACACCUGGACCUCAGUGGAAACGACCUCCAGGACUCAGGAGUGGAGCUGCUGUGUUCUGGACUGAAGAGCGCCCCCUGCAGACUGGAGAUACUUAGGCUGUCUGGAUGUCUGGUCUCACAGAGGGGCGGGGCUGCUCUGUCCUCAGUCCUCAGUUCCCAGUCCUCUAGUCUGACAGUCCUGGAUCUCAGUCACAACGACUUGAAGGACUCAGGGCUGGAGAUGUUGUCUGUUGGUCUGAAGAGUCCUCACUGUAAAGUGGAACAGCUCAGACUGUCAGGUUGUCUGGUCUCAGAGGAAGGCUGUGCUUCUCUGGCCUCAGCUCUGAGGUCCAACCCCUCCCAUCUGAGAGAACUGGACCUCAGCUACAACCAUCCAGGAGACAGAGGAGUAAAGCUCCUGUCUGCUCUACAGGAGGACCCCCACUGCAAACUGGACACUCUCAGACUGAGCGGCUGUGACCUGUCAGAGAGAAGCUGUGAAGCUCUGUCCUCAGUCCUCAGCUCCCAGUCCUCUAGUCUGACAGUCCUGGAUCUCAGUCUCAACGACUUGAAGGACUCAGGGCUGGAGAUGUUGUCUGUUGGUCUGAAGAGUCCUCACUGUAAAGUGGAACAGCUCAGACUGUCAGGUUGUCUGGUCUCAGAGGAAGGCUGUGCUUCUCUGGCCUCAGCUCUGAGGUCCAACCCCUCCCAUCUGAGAGAACUGGACCUCAGCUACAACCAUCCAGGAGACAGAGGAGUAAAGCUCCUGUCUGCUCUACAGGAGGACCCCCACUGCAAACUGGACACUCUCAGACUGAGUCCUGCUGGAGAAAGAUGGAUGAAUCCGAUCAGGAGAUAUUUCUGUGAUCUCACUCUGGAUCCAAACACAGCUCAGAGAAACCUCAAACUGUCUGACAACAACAAGAAGGUGACACAUGUGACAGAGGAUCAGCCGUAUCCAGAUCAUCAGGACAGAUUUGACUACUGGAAACAGAUUCUGUGUUCCACUGGUCUGACUGGUCGCUGUUACUGGGAGGUCCAGUGGAGAGGAGAGGUUUAUAUAUCAGUGUCUUACAGAGGAAUCAGAAGGAAAGGACACAGAUAUGACAGUGCGUUUGGAUACAAUGAUCAGUCCUGGAGUCUGAUCUGUUCUGGAGGUCGUUUCUCUGUUCAUCAUAAUGACAAACACACCUUCCUCCCUCAGCCCUGGUCCUCCUCUUCUGGGACAGUCUCAGUGUUUGUGGACUGUCCUGCUGGCUCUCUGUCCUUCUACACAGUCUCCUCUGACCAACUGACCCACCUCCACACCUUCAACACCACCUUCAACUCCACCUUCACUGACACUCUGCUCCCUGGGUUUAGUCUCUGUUCUUCUGGCUCCUCAGUGUCUCUGUGUCGCACAGACUCACCCUCCUCUGUGUAAAAUACAACAAAUCUGUACAAAAAUCACUGUGGAAAUGUUUUAUUUUCUCUCAAAGACAAACUGCAGACGUCAUGUAGUAGU
Molecule: messenger RNA, 4384 nt
Organism: Periophthalmus magnuspinnatus
Lineage: Eukaryota; Metazoa; Chordata; Actinopteri; Gobiiformes; Gobiidae
Product: NACHT, LRR and PYD domains-containing protein 12-like
Exons: 17
Coding region: 233-4303 (1356 amino acids)
Molecular function (GO): protein binding
Source: RefSeq, a predicted model, not a curated record